AUGUAUCAAUGCCAUUUAUGCAAAGAAUUAUUUUUUAAAGUUAAAGAGCUACACUGUCAUCUACGUAAUCAUGAAGCCGCUGGUGAAUUAAGAAUGCCUGUUCGAUGUUGUCAAGAUAAGUGUACUAGUUCAUUUCGCAAUUUAUGGAACCUCAAAAGACACAUGGAUAAGUAUCACAAUCAGUCACAUUGCGAGAAAGAUGUUUGUGUCUCUGUCAUUAAUAGCAACACUUUAUGCAAUAAUGACGACGAUUGUAAUUAUGGAAGAGAAGAUCAAAAUAAGCGAUGCAAACUUUCAGACAUUCAUACUGAGGCAGUUUCUUUAGUAUCUUCUCUGAGAUCAAACAGUGGUUUGCCAAAUAAUAUAAUCUCAUGUGUCAUUCCAUCCUUCAAUCACACGACUGACUGUUUAGCAGAUUACUUAAAUGAACAAGUCCAGGAGUUGUUAAAGUGUGUGCCAAAUAUUCACCAAGAUGUUGUAAAUAAUAUUGAAGAAGUAUUUAACAAGGUUCGUAAUCCUCUUGAAUUUCUUUCUACAAAAUACAAGCAAGAUAAAUAUUUUGCUGAACAUCCUCUUUUUGUUAAUUCUGAAACACUUCCAAUUGGUACUAGGUAUGAGGUUAAAAAUGGACUCAAUAAAUUAAUCUAUGACACCUAUGAAUAUGUGUCAAUUGAAAACAAUCUUCGUAGCUUAUUUAGUAGUAAAGAAUUUGUUGAAUUGAUGUUUGGUAAUAAAACUAAAGACAAUGAUUUAAUUGACUGUUUUCAAGAUGGAGAACGCUGUAAAAAGCAUUACUUAUUUAGUAACGAUAAUAAAUUUUCUAUCAUGAUUCAGUUAUUCUAUGAUGGUAUGGGUACAACAAAUCCUCUUCGUGGAAAUGCAUCAACCAGUAAUGUUGAACGCUUUGUAAGUGAAAUACAAAAACUACAAUCCAUUGGCUUUUGUGGGGACUUUCCAAAAAUUGGUUCUAAACAAAUUUAUGUUGGUCUUUACCAGGUGUCUUGCGAUAUUCUUGCUCUCAAUGGGUUGUUUGGCUUCAUUGAAUGCUUUUCUGCAGAUUUCUUUUGCACUCUCUGUUUAGCAACCAAAAAAACCAUUCAAACUAAAACAUAUGAGUCUGAUUUCGAAAUGAGAACAAUAGCUUCUUAUAAUAAUGAUCUGAAAACAUUAGAAACCCUUGCUUUAGGAACUCAUAGCCAUGGUGUCAAAGCAACUUGCUCCUUAAAUAAAAUUCCUGGAUUUCAUGUUGUUGAAAACUUUGUUCUUGAUCCAAUGCAUACACUACUAGAAGGUGUUGUACCUUUUGAACUUGUUGAAAAAUCUAAACGACCACUCACAAUUUGCCAAAUUGAGAAACCAGGCAGAGGACUUUCACCUUCAAUGAAGGCUGUUCAAAUGUGGUCUUUGCUUAAGUAUUUACCUAUGAUUGUUGGUCGAUUUGUACCUGAAGAUGAUGGUUGCUGGAUUUUUUUGUUAAAUUUAUGUGAACUUGUGGAUUUAAUAUUUGCUCCUAAAUUUACCAAAGGAAUGAUAGCAUAUUUAAGAGUCUUUAUAUUGGAUCAUCUAUCAGGUUUUAAGGAUCUGUUUGGACAAGUAGCAAAGUUGCGUCCCAAACAUCACUUUCUGGUCCAUUUUCCCACAAUUAUAAAAAAUGGACCUCUUGUUGGAAUGAGUUGUCUUCGAUAUGAGAUGAAAAGUUCAUUUUUUAAAAGAUCUGCAAAUUAG
Hydra vulgaris (swiftwater hydra) is the source of this 1725-nucleotide messenger RNA. RefSeq lists its product as uncharacterized. NCBI's taxonomy places the organism in Eukaryota, Metazoa, Cnidaria, Hydrozoa, Anthoathecata, Hydridae. The record is from RefSeq and is a predicted model, not a curated record.